AUGGCGGCGUUCGUGAACGGCGAGGAGCUGGCGGUGACGCUGGCGCCGGUGGCCGUGUACUGGGUGUACGCGGGCAUGUACGAGCUGCUGCUGGCGCGCACCACGGUGCUGGACAGGUACAGGCUGCACUCGCGGCGGGACGAGGAGACCAAGAACAUCGCCUCCCGGAAGGACGUCGUCAGAGGGGUGCUCCUGCAGCAGGCCAUCCAGGUCGCCAUCUCCGUGGCCGUCCUCAAGCUAGAGGGUCACGGCGCCACCGCCAACGACACCGACGGUGGUCUCGCGCCGCCGGCGGACGAGGAGCCGCUCCUGGUGGUGGCGGCGCGGUUCGGCGUGGCGAUGCUGGUGCUGGACGCGUGGCAGUACUUCAUGCACCGGCUCAUGCACUCGGUCCCCUGCAUGUACCGGCGGUUCCACUCGUGGCACCACCGCGUGGCGGCGCCGUACGCGUACGCGGCGCAGUACGGGCACCCCGUGGACGGCGUGCUCACGGAGACGCUGUCGGGCGCCGCCGCGUACCUGGCCUCGGGGAUGCACCCGCGCGCCGCCGCGGCCUUCUUCGUCUUCGCCACCGUCAAGGGCGUGGACGACCACUGCGGCGUCGCCGCGCCCUGGAACCCGCUCCACGCCGCGUUCCGGAACAACGCCGCCUACCACGACGUGCACCACCAGCGCGGCGGCGGCCGGCGCAACUUCUCCCAGCCCUUCUUCGUGGUCUGGGACCGACUGCUCGGCACGCACGCGCCGUACGACCUGAGACAGAGGCACGGCGGCGGGCUCGAGGUCAAGGCCUUCGACAAGGAUCGUCAGAUGCACCAGUAGUAUCUUUUUGUUGCACUGCAGGCUGGCGCCACGCUACGCCAGCCUCGUUCACCGCUUAGCUUUGGCUCGUAGCAGGAGUGUCUGUAGUGCCGCCCAUGCAGCCAUGCAUGCCCCCACCACGCCAUAUCAUAUCCCGUGUAACCUUAUAGGUAUCGUGUACAGAAACGAAUAAUGUAAACAGCCAAAUCCAUCAACUUGGAUUCUGCCUUCCUCUGAUGGUAGCAGUACAAGUUAGCUUCAGGACUGUAAGCGCUUGAGACUUCGAAAGAUGCAGAUAUAUAAACGCUUGAGACUUCGAACAACAUCGAACAUGUAGAUCACAGAAAUACUUGCAUCUGACAUAUUUAGUUUAAACUCACACAUGACACGCCUGGCAGGCAGAUCAUACUGCAGCCUGCAGACCUAGCGCCCCCAUGUACAUACAUGAAAAAAA
This is a messenger RNA of Sorghum bicolor (sorghum), 1255 nucleotides long. RefSeq names its product sphinganine C4-monooxygenase 2. The record is from RefSeq and is a predicted model, not a curated record. Lineage: Eukaryota; Viridiplantae; Streptophyta; Magnoliopsida; Poales; Poaceae. The coding region runs from base 1 to 822 and encodes 273 amino acids. Gene Ontology annotation, biological process: lipid biosynthetic process. The transcript is spliced from 2 exons. Gene Ontology annotation, molecular function: iron ion binding; oxidoreductase activity.